Messenger RNA from Linum tenue, 2002 nucleotides. NCBI's taxonomy places the organism in Eukaryota, Viridiplantae, Streptophyta, Magnoliopsida, Malpighiales, Linaceae. The record is from the annotation of a GenBank genome assembly.
CUAAUGGUUGGGAGUGGAGAGGAAAGGAGGUGAAAAAGCAAUGGCGUCUUCAGUUUCAACUUUAACUAACGUGGCGUUGCUGGGAGAGAGAAACUUCCCUCCUUUUUCUGUUCUACUCCCUCGUGAUUAGCUUCCCUCCCCCACAUACCCAACAUUAAAAUACACUCUUCUUCUUCUUCUUCUUCCCUACUAAUAAGCUUUCCUUGGAACCCAACCCAUCUCACUUCACCUGUCUCUCUACAUCCUGAAGAAGGGGGAAAAAGCGUGAAGAAGAAAGACCCACUGUGGGUUUAGCGAGCAGCAAAAGAAAAUGCCCAGACAUGGCGGGAUUCCUAUGACCAAUUAGCCUCCGCUUUGGGAAGGUGUCGGUGGGUUCGUUAGUCUAUGUUCGCCGCAUCUUCUUCUUUCUUCUACUCGCUACCCACCGACUGCUCACUAUCUUCAGUAAUCCACCAAAGGGUGACCUUAUCUGUAAGUUAAUUUUCUUUUCUGGUUAGAUUCCCCAUUUGGGUUUCAGCUUUCUACCCAAUUUUGGAAAUUCUCUUUAGGUUUCUUCUGCUGGGUUGUAGUUUCAUUUGUUAGGUGAAAUCUUUAGACGCUCUUUCUUUUGCUUUGCGGGUCUGGUCUGAAUUCAAAGCUGCUGGUAUCAUUAUCAACGCCGCCUGCAAGAUCUGGACUUGCUCUCACUGGAAUACAUUCUUCUGCGUUGAUUUAAUGGAUUGACGCUCUCUUUUCCCCUUUUUGUGGUUUUCUGUUUUGGAUUGACCCCAUUUCCCUCGCAAUUCGGUAUCAUCGAGUAACAAACAACUGGUUGUUUAACGUUUUACUUUUGGAUACACAUAGAAUUUUGGUGCUUGCUCUCACUUGUAUAUUGCCUGCAGAAUUCAGUGAGGCUUAAUGUGAAUCGUUUUCCCAGUUCUGCAGGGUUUGAGAGUUGCUGUGUGUGUAAUCAUCUUCACAUAUGGGAACUCUGUCAACUGAUGACCGGGUGCUGAACCGGGAUGUUUUGUACUUGUCGCUGGGGCUCAGGGAAGCAGGGAAAGGAUCAUCGUGUAAUCGAUCCCCUCCUCGUGUUCUAGCACUUGUUUCGUCGCUUCUCGAGAGAUUGGUUAAGAAGAAUGAGAUGCUACUGGAGAGUAAUGAGAUCAAAGAUGUGAUCACUGUUUUCCAUGGCUUGAGAGCACCACCAGUGAGCAUUCAGCAGUACAUUGAACGCAUCUUCAAGUACUCUUGCUGCAGUCCUUCCUGUUUUGUUGUUGCACAGAUAUACUUGGAUAGAUUUGUCAAACAGACCAAUGUACACUUAACGUCGCUAAAUGCCCACCGCCUCCUCAUCACCAGCAUCAUGCUUGCAGCUAAAUUCGUCGAUGAUGCAUUCUUCAACAAUGCGUACUAUGCCAAAGUAGGAGGAAUAAGCACAGGGGAGCUGAACAAGUUGGAAAUGAAGUUUUUGUUUAGUGUAGAUUUCAGACUUCAGGUAAAUACCACCACAUUUGAGAGAUACUGCUGUAAUUUGGAUAGACUAGAAGCCACGGACGUGCUUCAGAUUGAACGGUCGAUUCAAGCUUGUCGAAUCAAGGAGACCUGGUCGAACAAUGAGGAUUCGGCACCCACUUGUGCUCCUGCAAUUGCAAGAUGAAGAUGGUUUCUGUAAGACUAGUGCCUACUGCACUGGUACUGUUCGAUCGGUCGAUCCCACAUUGAUUUGUUCAUUGAAAGUUGGGCGUUGUAGCUAGGUAGAGCUGGACAAGCAUAUUGAAAGGUUAGCAGAUUUUGGAGACUAUUUGAAUUGUCAAUUUACUUGCACUGGCAUGUGGUGCCUAGUUAUUCAUUUCCCCUCAUCACAGUCAUUCCUUCUUGUUGUUGUAUAGAUUUGAGAGAGAAACUCCAGAGUUCACGGAAUUUUAUUGCUGUUUGAGUGUUUGUUUCUGUUCCUCUGAUUUUGAACUUUACUUCUACACUGACGAUUGGGUUGUUAAAAGCAUCGAUCUUUUUAGUUGGC